Molecule: messenger RNA, 1099 nt
Organism: Budorcas taxicolor (takin)
Lineage: Eukaryota; Metazoa; Chordata; Mammalia; Artiodactyla; Bovidae
Gene: DCPS
Product: decapping enzyme, scavenger
Exons: 6
Coding region: 10-1023 (337 amino acids)
Biological process (GO): deadenylation-dependent decapping of nuclear-transcribed mRNA
Cellular component (GO): nucleus; P-body
Molecular function (GO): RNA 7-methylguanosine cap binding; hydrolase activity
Source: RefSeq, a predicted model, not a curated record
CCCGGCAGCAUGGCGGAGCUAGCCCAUCCUCAGAGCAAGAGAAAGCGCGAACUGGACGCCGAGGAGACGGAGGCAUCCAGCACAGAGGGAGAGCAAGCGGGCGUUGGGAAUGGUACUUCUGCCCCUGUCCGCUUACCUUUCUCCGGCUUUAGGGUGAAAAAAGUGCUGAGGGAGUCUGCGCGGGACAAAAUCAUUUUCCUGCACGGGAAGGUGAAUGAGGCAUCUGGGGACGAGGAUGGGGAGGAUGCUGUUGUGAUCCUAGAGAAGACGCCAUUCCAGGUGGACCAGGUGGCCCAGCUCCUGAAGGGCAGUCCUGAGCUCCAGCUCCAGUUCUCCAAUGAUAUCUACAGCACCUAUCAUCUGUUUCCUCCAAGGCAACUCAGUGAUGUCAAGACAACCGUGGUUUACCCUGCUACAGAGAAGCACCUACAGAAGUAUCUGCGCCAGGACCUCCACCUGGUCCGAGAGACGGGCAGCGACUACAGGAACGUCACCUUGCCCCACCUGGAGUCCCAGAGCCUGAGCAUCCAGUGGGUGUACAACAUUCUCGACAAGAAGGCUGAAGCAGACCGGAUUGUUUUUGAGAACCCAGAUCCGUCUGACGGCUUUGUCCUGAUCCCCGACCUCAAGUGGAACCAACAGCAGCUCGAUGACCUGUACCUGAUCGCCAUCUGCCAUCGCCGGGGCAUCAAGUCGCUUCGGGACCUCACCCCAGAGCACCUGCCGCUGCUCAGGAACAUUCUCCGGGAGGGGCAGGAGGCCAUCCUGCGGCGCUACCAGGUGGCGGCGGACCGGCUCCGCGUUUAUCUGCACUACCUGCCCUCGUAUUACCACCUGCACGUGCACUUCACCGCCCUGGGCUUCGAGGCCCCGGGUGCCGGCGUGGAGCGUGCCCACCUGCUGGCGGAGGUGAUCGACAACCUGGAGCAGGACCCCGAGUACUACCAGCGUCGCACGCUCACCUUUGCACUCCGGGCUGACGACCCCCUCCUGGCGCUCCUGCAGGAGGCCCAGAGAGGCUGAGAAGAGACCACCCUUGUUGGGGAUGGGGGCAGCAGGGUUUUUUUGCACCAAGUGAAUUUUUUUUUUUAAUGUAUUU